Molecule: messenger RNA, 818 nt
Organism: Nicotiana tabacum (common tobacco)
Lineage: Eukaryota; Viridiplantae; Streptophyta; Magnoliopsida; Solanales; Solanaceae
Source: RefSeq, a predicted model, not a curated record
UUGUAUUGGCAUUGUAGUAUGAAAUAGCACAGAUGUAUGUGGUCAUGAAAAUGCAACAACAGAGCACCACUGGUAAUGAGGGGGUAGAGGUUUUACAAAACAGACCAUUCACUGAUGUUGAAUUCGGGGAGGGCCAAUACACGUCCAAAAUUUACCGUUUUCAGAGCAAAGCUCCAACUUGGUUGACUAAAUUUGCAUCUCCUAAUGCCCUUGCUGUGAGAGAGGACACUUGGAAUGCUUAUCCAAAAUGUAGAUCAGUUAUUAAGUGUCCGGGUUUUUCAAAGUUCUUAAUGACCGUUGACACUGUCCAUAAAGCUGAUAAUGGAUACUCAGAAAAUGUGCACGGUCUGAGCAAGCAACAACUAGCUGCCAGGCAGGUGGAAGUUAUUGAUAUUGCUUCAGCUGCAAGUGAUUAUUGGAAUUACAUUGUGGGAAGAAGCACCGUCGAUUUUUCUAAGUUCAAAUCUGCUAGGACUGGUCGCGGGCCGCUGCUGAAGGGCUGGAAGGACCAAUGUAGUCCCGUUAUGACAGCAUACAAACUGGUCACAAUAGAUAUUCCAUACUGGGGCUUUGGGGGAAAAUUGGAGCAAGCUUUGAUGGCGCUUCAAGGAUUGAUGCUAGGCUGGAUGUUUCGCAUCCGUUUCAGCUUGAACUUCUCAACAUCAUAUGAUGGGGUGGAUGCUUCGCGUCCACCCUCUGUUCCUUCAACUUUGUUGCGCCCAGGUGCGGAUGCUGAGGUGAAUGCUUUCUUGAGACUUAUUGCUAAGGGUGCUUCAAAUGGCAUUUUUUCCCUGCGCAUCCAUCCUCGUCUCCUAUAG